This is a messenger RNA of Desarmillaria tabescens, 501 nucleotides long. RefSeq names its product ribosome recycling factor. The record is from RefSeq and is a predicted model, not a curated record. The coding region runs from base 1 to 501 and encodes 166 amino acids. The transcript is spliced from 4 exons. Lineage: Eukaryota; Fungi; Basidiomycota; Agaricomycetes; Agaricales; Physalacriaceae.
AUGGCCUCCCUGAAGCCAGGUUCCCAACAACCACUCACCAACCCAACCGACAUUGCCGAGCACAGUAAAUGCCAAGAGAAAAUGAAAUCGGAGGUCGACUGGCUAAGACGGUACUGUGCUGACGCCUCCACAUGCGCUUCUGGACGAGUGAUGCCUGCCCUACUCGCCAACAUCCGUGCCCAAGGUCAGAAACUGGAAGAAAUCGCUACGGUCGGUGUUCGAGAUGGGAGUAUGCUCGUAAUGACAGUAUUCGACGAGGACAGGCAGGAUACACGGAGGUUGAGAGUCACUGUGCCCAAGCCGACGCUCAAUGCCAAGUCGUUGGUCGUCGCUGCUGCAGGGAAAAGGGCAGAGGAAGCGCGCGUGCAGUGCCGAAAGCUGCAUCAGACGAGCGUGAAGAAGGGAAAGUAUGGAAAGCAAUCUGUUGAACUCGCGGCGGCAUUUCCAAGGUCUGCCGGAAAAAUCUUGGUGGACAUGGAGAAGGCGUUGGGAGUCUCAUGA